Messenger RNA from Adineta steineri, 1391 nucleotides. The record is from the annotation of a GenBank genome assembly. NCBI's taxonomy places the organism in Eukaryota, Metazoa, Rotifera, Eurotatoria, Adinetida, Adinetidae.
AUGGCUACAUCAAAUUUAACUGUUGAUUAUUUAUCGAAAGAUGGUCAUUCAGCGAAGGUUAUUUAUUCUGAACCACUUGAUCAUACAGUUCAAUCUACAGAAUCAAUCAAUUAUUCAGAUACUCAUACUCAAGUUCAUCAACCUCAAUCAACGUAUAAUAUUGCUUCUUCGUCACCUUCUAGCAACCUCAAUCGAAAUAUAAUUCAGUCAACAAGUGAAAUUAGUAGUUACAAAACUUGGUCUAUUAUAAAUAUUUGCUGUUGCAAUAUAUGUCUUGGUUGCCUUGCUUUGCAUUAUUCAAACAAGACAAAAGAUUUUAAAAGAGAAGGUCUUUUGCAAGAUGCACUAAAAACUUCAAAGGUAGCUCGUAAUAUCAAUAUAGUUACUACAAUAUUGGGCAUAUUCGCUUUGGUUUUCUUCUUUAUCAAAAUUCUCAAUCAAUUGAAUUCUGACGCAGUUAAAAGAUAUCAUUGAUUAUUUUAACUUAAUCUAUUCAGACUAUUUCAAAUUAUUAUCUCUUAUUUUAGUUUUAAUAAACACAAAAAUACCAUUAACAAAAUAUAAUUUAUUCUUAAUUAUGUUUUUUCACUGAUAUAGCUUUAUUACUAUAUAAAGCUGAUCAUUUUUAUUAGCAUUGAGCAUCUAAUAUGAGGAAAAAGAAGAUAAAUACAAAUAAUAGAACGAUGCUGAGCCAACCGAUAUUACAUAUGUGUACUCUAGAUAAUUUCAAUAUACUCAAAAAGGAUUAAAAUCAGUUAGAAUCAAUAUAAGUUUAUGUAUACUUACACGCUUGCGACUACUCAAUAAUCUUUAGUUAACAAAAUGACCACAAUACAUUUAAGUCAAGUCAUUAACUCCAUUUUCAAUAAAAUCUACAGAACCGCAAAAAUCAACUCAUAUCUUGUGCAACUAUAUAAUGUAUAGAAUCAGCUAUUUACUCAUUCCUCAGUAGUCUUUAUUUUAGGUAGUAUAGUUCAAACAAUAAAUGAACCAAAUCUGGUUAUUCCAUAAUUGAUUAAUAAUAUCAAUAUUGUACAAUGUGCUACACUUCAAUUUAACGACACAAACUUCAGUGAAUCUAUAAAAUUAUUUUAACGUCGUUUAUUAUCAUCAAAAUUACAUGCUUUUCCUGAUCAGAAAUUAAUAAAUGAAGAGAUAUUGAUUCAUCUAGGUCGUAGAUUGAAGUUGAAAAAUGAUCAUGUUAUAAUAACUCACUUGCAAAAGACAUAUUUUCAAUUUUAAUCUACAUAAGAGUUGUUCAACUCCGCCAAGGACGGUCCCAAGCCCGGCUGCAAAAGGAGGAGGGUAGUCCGCCAGGGUUUGCAACCCGCACGGAUGAAAAGGAAUCUGCAAACACUCAGCCAAACAAGAGAGUCCCCACUGGCGUAGAC